AUACAAACAGAGGAACACAGGCCGCCUCUUCUGUUCACCACCGUGGAUGCGCCGUCCAUCGGUCAGAUUUUCGGCUCAACACCGCCUUCUUCAGGGCCGGCGAUCACACUCUUUUGCCUCUGUUAAAUGCUCUCUUCUCUCUCUUCUUGCUAUUACAUGUCUUCUGUCAUUGACAUUUCUUCAUACACCUUCUGCGCUUUCGUUCCCACUCAAAUCCUACUGAAUUUUCGAUUUUUUCCCCUAGGGUUUUUGUAUACUUCUUUGAUACUACUCGUAUUAAUAAACAAACCACUUUGAAUUUGACACGGCAACCGCAUCAUGGCUGAUCAAUCUCAGGUACUGUUAUUCGGGUCAUUUUCUGAAGAUGAAGUCAAAUCAUGGUUUGAUAAGCCAACUGGAAAUGUGAAAAAUCCUGUGAAAGAGGAAGCUUUAGAUCUUGACUCAUUAAAGAUAUCAAGUGCAAUAUCUUUUGGCAGCUUCAAUGAUGAAUCAUACAAGAAUAUGGACUCUUCCAAGGGGUCUAAUUGCAACCCAACUAGCAUUUCUAAGAAUGGGACAAGUAGCCAUAGUGAAGCAAUCGAGAAUCAUAAGCCAAAAGCUUUACUACAUCCUAAAGAAAAUGGAAGACUAUUUGAUAAUGGUAACAUGAAGCUCAAACCGGUUGAAAACAUUAACUUUUGUUCAUCACACAUACCCUCGAAAAAUGUCCCUACUUCUGUAGUGGAAAACGAGUUUCAAACCGUAGUGAGUGUGAAGGAAGAAAAGUUGGUUGACACUGUUGAUGGCCAUCUUGCAGUGGAUUCAGGGACAUACUUACUACCUCGUGGGUUAAUCAACUCAGGGAACACAUGCUUUCUCAAUGCCACUCUACAAGCUCUUUUGUCAUGUUCUGCGGUUGUUCAGCUCUUCCAGGGAUUAAAAACCCAUGAUAUUCACAAGACGGGCUAUCCUACAUUAGCUGCUAUUGUGGAAUUUAUUUCUGAAUUCAAGAUGCCUGCUGGUGCAAGCUCAAAGGACAUGAACCAUAUGCAAGUGGGUAGACCUUUUAGCCCAGCCAUGUUUGAAGUGGUUCUGAAGAAUUUUACUCCUGAUGUUCCUAGUAGCAUCUCAGGAAGGCCCAGGCAAGAAGAUGCGCAGGAGUUCCUAAGUUUCAUCAUGCAUCAGAUGCAUGAUGAAUUACUAAAGCUUGAAGGACAAUCUUCAAGUGCAAGUGGCAAUGGGUCAUCACUUGUUUCAUCCAUAGAAGAUGAUGAUUGGGAGACUGUUGGUCCUAAAAACAAGUCUGCAGUAACAAGAACACAAAACUUUGCUCCUUCAGAGCUGAGUGCAAUUUUUGGAGGGCAAUUGAGAAGUGUCGUGAAAGCAAGAGGAAAUAAAGCCUCUGCGACGGUUCAACCGUUUCUUUUGCUCCAUCUUGAUAUAUCUCAUGAAGCUGUUUCUACCAUUGAAGACGCUCUUCGGCUAUAUUCUAUGCCAGAAACACUUGACGAGUAUCGAACAACAUCCGGAAAGGCUGGAGUUGUGACGGCCAGAAAAUCUGUGAACCUACUAACACUUCCGAAGAUAAUGAUAUUGCACCUGAAGCGCUUUGGCUAUGGAACUAAUGGAAGUACAAAAUUGCACAAAUCUGUACGCUUCCCACUUGAACUGGUACUCAGUCGUGACUUGCUUGUUUCACCGGCAACAGAGGGGGGUCGGAAGUAUGCACUUAUUUCUUCAGUAACACACCACGGAAGAGAAGCCUCUAAAGGCCAUUACACUGCUGAUGCUUGUUAUCCUAGUGACCAGUGGUUCCGUUUUGACGAUGCUUCCGUGACUGCAAUUGGCACAAACAAGGUUUUACAUGACCAGGCUUAUAUCCUCUUCUACAGAAAAGUGUAAAAAUGGAGCACAAACUUCAUUCCUACAUACGUGUGCCACUCCAACGCAACAAGGUAACACAUUAGAUGUUAAUCAUGGCCGCCAACUCAUCACACACAGGGUUGCCAGAGUGGCAAGAGUUUAUUAUAUGCCCUCCAUUGUUGCCGGAAAGGUGGGGUCAUCGGAAUUUGUGGUUUCUUUGAGGAUGGUCGAGUUUGAUUGAUUAUGAUUGCUAAGCUAGCAUGAAAGAUGGUUCUGUGUCUGAGGUGAGGUGUAGUGUUUAUCUUGUAUGUAGAAUAUUUUUGAUGUACAUCCUUUUCAUCAAGGAGGUUUUAAUUAUUUGACACUAUUUACACGUGUUUGUUGCACC
Messenger RNA from Cynara cardunculus var. scolymus (artichoke), 2230 nucleotides. RefSeq names its product ubiquitin carboxyl-terminal hydrolase 24-like. The record is from RefSeq and is a predicted model, not a curated record. NCBI's taxonomy places the organism in Eukaryota, Viridiplantae, Streptophyta, Magnoliopsida, Asterales, Asteraceae. The coding region runs from base 319 to 1881 and encodes 520 amino acids. Gene Ontology annotation, biological process: protein deubiquitination. Gene Ontology annotation, molecular function: cysteine-type deubiquitinase activity; cysteine-type endopeptidase activity. The transcript has 7 exons. Gene Ontology annotation, cellular component: cytosol; nucleus.